Molecule: messenger RNA, 3057 nt
Organism: Salvia splendens (bonfire salvia)
Lineage: Eukaryota; Viridiplantae; Streptophyta; Magnoliopsida; Lamiales; Lamiaceae
Exons: 7
Coding region: 129-2744 (871 amino acids)
Biological process (GO): positive regulation of transcription by RNA polymerase II
Cellular component (GO): MLL1 complex; NSL complex; Ino80 complex
Molecular function (GO): G-quadruplex RNA binding; protein binding
Source: RefSeq, a predicted model, not a curated record
UCUCCUGCUACCGUUGUCUCCACUGUCCCACCACUUCAGAGAGAUACAGAGAGAGAGAGAGAGAGAGAGGGAGAGAAGGCGAGUUGUACAAAGAAAUAAACGGGCAGACCAAAACGAGUUGUGCAACAAUGGGAGCAAUGGCUCCGCCUCCUACUUGGAAUCCUCAAGACGACGUUUUGCUCAAAAACUCCGUUGAGGCCGGUGCUUCUUUGGAAUCCCUAGCUAAAGGUGCUGUGCAAUUUACUCGGCAUUAUACUGUACAAGAGCUGAAAGAUCGAUGGCUUUCUCUUCUCUAUGAUCCCGUUGUUUCUGUAGAGGCAUCAGCCCACAUGAUUGAGGUUGAAAGCUAUGGGGUUAUAAAUCAAUUGAGACCUAAUAAGUUCGAAGGAGUAAAAAAUAUCAGUUCAGGGAAGAGAAAAGCUGAAAGUAUCCGGAAACAUUAUUAUGCUAUGCGUAAAAGAAUCUCUGUUGAACCAUCGGAUAUGGUGUGGAUUAAUGUUGCUUCUGAGCCUGGUUAUUCUAACUUUAGAGAAGGAAAUGAAUUAUUGUCCAAAGAUGGCAAAUUUGGCAAUCCAGGUUCAAAUAUUCUGGCAGCUCAAGGCCCAGAUUACAGCAUUAGGCCUCAUCCAUUUGCCAAAUUUGGGCCGCAUGCUGCUGAGUCCAGUAGAAAUGAUCUUACACCCUCUUUUGGUGGUAUUCAAAAUCAUGGGCAAGACAAUCUUCAUGGAAAAAAUUUGUCAGGCAACCUCCCUUAUCCAUAUGAAGAGAAUAUCUCAAUAACUGGUGAUUGCAGUAAGAUCCCUGAAUUUGCCCAAUCAAGUGAUUUGCCUCUCUGUAACUUGUUUGAAGCUGAGGAUUUAGUGAACCAGGCUAGUGCGUGUCCAGAUUUUGGUGACCAGUCAUUUCCUAGUUUUGGGUGUUCACCUCCUCUACCUCACAUGCCAAUUUGGCAAAUUUCCCAGGACAUUACUGCAGCAGAACUUAACAUUGAAAUUCCAGAUGCAGACCUGCAGCUAAGAGAUGAAUUUAUGAUCCCCCAGAUUGCAAAUGAGUCAGAGGCUUUAGGAUAUGGUGGUGGCCCCUCAAACCUUAAACUGAAAACUUCACUCUCUUGUGAUAGCUUGAUAGAUAUGACCUCUAACACACAAGAAUACCUUCAGGAGUUGUUCGACCUUUCUAAUGACGAAGAGCAUCUCUACAUGGAUAAUGAUGGAAAAGAGGUUAUAGAGAAGUCUUAUCUUGAUGGUUUGAGUUCACUAUUAUUGGAUUCUCCCAACCAGUGCGAUUUGUCUGGUUCAGGUCUAGGUGAGGCUGCAGUGGUUGCAGAUGGACAAUUAGUUGAUAGAAUUGAUGCACAUAAUGAAGCCGCAUAUAACGAGGACCUCUAUAAUCAGCUGGAAGUUACAGAUGCUCAAGUGUCAGCCUCUGAUUCUACUCUGAAAGUAGGUCCUGAAUAUCGCAAUGGAGUCAUUUGUUGCACAUUAAAUACCGAAGACCCAGAUAUUCCUAGCAAUGAUGAUGUUUUUCUUCCCUUUCGGUUUCCUUCUCCAACUAAUUCCUCAGGGGCCCACUGGGGAUUGCAUAACCCUAGUUAUCUAGGGUCUCCAUCAGUUAAGAAUAUCUCAAGCACUCGAAUUGCAAAUGGAGGACAACCUGCUAUGAAAAGCCCCCAGAAAGAUUCAUAUGUUCCUUCUGGAAGGAUGGGAUCAUUCCAUCCGUCAGAUGAUGGUUUAAGAGGCCGAAGUGACCAUGGAGUUAAAUUCGAGUUGCCUGAAAGUAGCGUCCAGCAUGCAGUACUUAGAGAAACUCGGAAAAGUGACAAUCCGAAUCAUGUUAGUAGCGUCCAGCAUGCAGCACUUAGAGAAACUCGGAAAAGUGACAAUCCGAAUCAUGUCAGUGUUGCAAAUGUGAAUGCCAACAAUUUAAUCACUGGAGUCAAGGGAGGUCCUACAGAGAUGGGACAGGGAAAGAAUAAUGGCCGUGUAUCUCUAGGCUCAUGCCUAAUCAAGCAAGAAAGUGGUUUGGAUGUUCAUCAAAACCUUCAAAAUAAUUCUAUUGGUGGUCGGAGUGGAGUGGAUUGCAUAGCUGAAAUUCCAACUAAUAUAUCAUCAAAUGUCGACUUCAGUUUCCAGCACACUGCAGUCCCAAAGGCAAUUAGUCAUUCCCUACUCUCAGAUAAGGAGGAGCUCUUGUCCGAGAAUGAAUCUGACGUGCCUUAUUUUUCUGAUGUAGAAGCAAUGAUUCUAGAUAUGGAUUUGAGUCCAAAUGGAUUUGAUUUAUCCACCAAUCCUGAAGUUCAGAGAUAUCAACAUGAAGAAACCAAGAGAACAAUCAUAAGGCUGGAGCAGGCAGCUGAUGCUUCCAGGCAGAGAGCCAUUGCUGGUCAGGGUACAUAUGCUGUUUUAUAUGGGCGUUUCUCAACUUAUUUCAUAAAGAAAACUGAGGUGUUACUGGGCAGGGCAACAGAUGGUGUUAAAGUUGACAUUGAUUUGGGAAGAGAAAAAAAUGGUGGUAAAAUUUCUCGAAGACAGGCGAUGUUGAAGAUGGACAUGAAAGGAAUCUUCCAUUUGAAGAACCUCGGAAGAAAUCCAGUUUACAUGAAUGGCAAAGAAGUAGCCCCUGGACAGAGCGUAGCACUUAUUUCUGGCUGUCUCGUUGAGGUAAGGGGAUUGAGCUUUGAGUUCAAGACAAGCCAUAAAAUGAUAAAGCAAUACAUCGAUAGCGCUGUGAGAGGAGGGGUUUAGCAGAUUAUAAACCAUUGUUUUCUUGGUACCGAGAUUUUUCUUGCAUCUGUCUACUCAUUAUUCAAGACCACAUUUUUUGAACCUGGGUGACCACAAAUUUUUAGUUUGUUCAUAUGCUGUAGAAAAACUAAUUUCACAGGAACUAGAUAAGUAGAUAUGAAAUUUUAUCCCUGAUGCUUGUGCAUGCUUUGUGCUGAUUGUAGAGAUAUUAGGGGAUCUUGAAGCAUUUUGUUAUUCUAACAAAUUCUUUGUAUAUUUAUUUUAUCUUACAAGAACCGUGUACGAGAAAUGAUCUCGAGAAUUUCAAAGAGCA